Molecule: messenger RNA, 2475 nt
Organism: Rhodotorula toruloides NP11
Lineage: Eukaryota; Fungi; Basidiomycota; Microbotryomycetes; Sporidiobolales; Sporidiobolaceae
Product: ATP-dependent rna helicase dbp4
Exons: 8
Coding region: 1-2475 (824 amino acids)
Biological process (GO): rRNA processing
Cellular component (GO): nucleus
Molecular function (GO): ATP binding; nucleic acid binding; RNA helicase activity
Source: RefSeq, a predicted model, not a curated record
AUGGCUGCACAGGCUGCAGACACUCGCAGGGACAAGGGGAAGGGCAAGGCGAACGGGCGGGUGCAGAAGAAGCUCGGUGACAGAAGCGACCUCGACGACCUCCAGCGGCGGGUCGACACCUUUGACGCAAGCGACGCGCAGGAGUUUGGCGACCUCCCCCUUUCCCGCCAGACACUCGCCGGACUCAAGUCGGCGUACUACACCCGCAUGACCGAUAUCCAGCAGCGUGCUCUACCUCUUGCUCUCAAGGGAAAGGACGUGCUCGGCGCGGCGCGGACAGGGUCGGGCAAGACGCUCGCGUUUCUCAUCCCUGUCCUCGAGGUCUUGUUACGGAAGCGGUGGGGACAGCAGGACGGACUCGGCGCGCUUGUCAUUUCUCCUACACGCGAACUGGCUGUCCAAAUCUUCGAAGUCCUCCGCAAGAUAGGCCACCAGCACAACUUCUCUGCCGGCCUCGUCAUCGGCGGAAAGAACCUGAAGCACGAGCAGGAGCGGUUGUCGCGCAUGAAUAUCCUCAUUGCGACGCCCGGACGGCUCUUGCAGCACAUGGAUCAGACGCUCGGGUUCGAUUGUGACCACUUGCAGCUCCUUGUCCUCGACGAAGCCGACCGUAUCCUCGACAUGGGUUUCUCCGCCACGCUCAACGCCAUCGUCGCGAACCUGCCCAAAUCCCGACAGACCCUUCUCUUCUCCGCGACGCAAACCAAGUCCGUCAAAGACCUCGCCCGACUCUCGCUCAAAGAACCGGAAUACGUUGCGGUGCGGGAAACGGGUGGAGGGAAAGGGAAGGAGAAGGCGGAGGAUGGGGAGGGCGAGGGAGAGGAGGAGCAAGUUGAGGAGGUGCCGAAGAACCUCGAGCAGCAUUACAUGGUUGUCGAGCUGCCGCAGAAGCUGGACAUGCUGUGGAGCUUCAUCAAGACGCAUCUUUACACGAAGACGAUCGUCUUCCUCUCGAGUACCAAGCAGGUCCGCUUCGUCUACGAGAACUUUCGACACAUGCGACCGGGUGUCCCGCUCAUGCACAUGCACGGCAAGCAAAAGCAGAUGCAGCGACUCGAGAUCUACCAGCGCUUCCUCACCUCGAAGCACGCGAUCCUCUUCGCUACGGACGUCGCCGCACGCGGUCUCGACUUUCCGGCAAUCGACUGGGUCGUCCAGGUCGACGCACCCGAGGACGUCGAGACGUACAUCCAUCGUGUUGGGCGGACGGCGCGCUAUCAGGCCAAGGGUCGCGCGUUGCUGUUCCUGUUGCCGAGCGAGGAGGAGGGCAUGUUGAGGCGCUUCGAGGCGAAGAAGAUCGAGGUCAACAAGAUCAAGGCCAACGACAAGAAGAAGCAGAGUAUUCGGUCUCAGCUGCAGAACGCGGCGUUCCAGUAUCCUGAGAUCAAGUUCCUGGCGCAGCGGGCCUUUAUCUCCUACGUCCGCUCCGUCCACCUCCAGAAAGACAAGUCCAUCUUCAAGCUCGACGCGCUCCCGCUCGAAGAAUACGCCGCGUCGCUCGGACUGGCCGGUGCGCCAAAGAUCAGGUUCCAGACGAAACAGGAGGCGAGCGAGAAGAAGAACAAGGUCCGACAGGUGGAGGACUUGAAGAGGGAGAUUUUGGAGAAGAAGGGCGGGGAGGAGAGCGAGGAGGAGGAGGAGAGCGAGGGAGGGGAGGACGAAUCGGGCAGUGAGAGCGAAGAGGAGGGAUCGGCGCACGAGAGCGCCAGUGAUGCGGAAGACGACGACAAGGCAUCGAAGGGCGGCGUCAAGACCAAGUACGACCGCAUGUUCGCCCGCAAGUCGCAAACCGUCCUCUCCGACCACUACAACAAAGUCAUCGACCGCGACGAAGACAAUGACGCGCUCGUCGGCGGUGCCGAGGACGAUGGCGACGACGACUUCAUCACGAUCAAGCGGCGCGAUCACGAGCUGAACGAGUCCGAGCUGCCUGCUUCGAGCUUCCUCUCGAAGCGCAAGCUCAAGCAGGGUAUGUCGAAGAAGGCCAUGCUCAAGACCAAAGGCAACUCGACCAAGCUCGUGUUCGACGACGAGGGCGGCGCGCACGAGGUCUACGAACUCGGAGAUGAGGAGGACUUUGCCAAGCUCGGCAAGGCGGAGGACUUGCAGAAGGAGUUUGUGGCGAAGGAGGGCGCCGAAUUGGCCAGGCAGGACGUGCUCGACAAGCAGCGUCAGAAGGAGAAGCGGCAGGAGAAGAAGCGCAAGCGGCGCGACAUGGAGCGUGGCGGUACCUCUUAUGGCGACGAUGGCGCCGAGUUCGAGCCAGCCGGCGAGAUCAUCCACCCCGACUUUUCCGACAUCGACUUCUCCGACGGAGGCGACGAUCUCGACGAGCCAGCGGAGCGACCUGCCCGCGCACCCGUUACAAAGAAGCAGCGGAGAGCGAGGUUCGAGGAGGAGGACGAGGAGCCCGAGGUGAAGAAGCCGAAGGUCGACUUGGAGGCUUUGGCGCUGCAGGCGCUGUCGAGGCGGUGA